This is a messenger RNA of Spea bombifrons (plains spadefoot toad), 3269 nucleotides long. It is a transcript of the gene KLHL2, whose product is annotated as kelch like family member 2. NCBI's taxonomy places the organism in Eukaryota, Metazoa, Chordata, Amphibia, Anura, Pelobatidae. Gene Ontology annotation, molecular function: protein binding. The transcript has 15 exons. Bases 337 to 2157 code for a protein of 606 amino acids. The record is from RefSeq and is a predicted model, not a curated record.
AGAGGGAGCCACUGCUUUCUAACGACACCGUCCUAAUUGGCUCCUUAGAAGGAAGAUCAGGAUGUUGAUAACGACUGCAUUACAGUGUAGUAACCAGUGCAGCUAGACAGGGUGCGGGAGGGGAGGGCUCGGAUUGGGUACGGGGAGACCCCAGCGCACUGCCUCACGGAGGGGUCAAGACGACUCGGCGGCUAAAGGUCAGCGGGAUCCGGGGACCUCAGUCUUGCCUGUCAGGAGGAUCGGAGCGGUCGGUUGAGGCGGCGGAUAUGGAAUGAGCCGGACUCCGGGGAAGCUGCACGCUGGUGUUGCGGUUUAUCCGCUCCUCCGGCCCGUGGCAUGGUGCUGACAGCAGCCCGCAGCCUAUCCCCAGCCAACAGCAUGGAGACGGCGCCUGUCACAACAGUAAGCGCUAAGCCAAGCAUUCCAAAACCUGUGGAUGUAAAAGAUAAUACUGAAAAGUUCUGUCCUGUCACAGUGAAUCCACGACACACCAGAAAAGCGUUCAAGGUUAUGAAUGAAUUACGAAGUCAGAACCUGCUGUGUGAUGUGACAAUAGUGGCUGAAGAUGUGGAGAUCGCCGCUCACAAGGUCGUGCUUGCAGCCUGCAGCCCCUACUUCCAUGCUAUGUUUACAGGCGAGAUGAGUGAGAGCCGAGCUAAAAGAGUCCGAAUUAAGGAGGUGGAUGGGUGGACCCUGAAGAUGCUUGUUGACUACGUUUACACGGCAGAAAUAAAAGUCACAGAAGAAAAUGUUCAGGUCCUUCUGCCAGCAGCUGGCCUUCUUCAGCUCCAAGAUGUGAAGAAGACUUGCUGUGAAUUCUUGGAAUCUCAGCUCCACCCGAGCAACUGUUUAGGGAUCCGGGCUUUUGCAGACAUGCAUGCGUGUCCUGAUCUACUAAACCAAGCGAACACAUUUGCAGAGCAACACUUUUCAGAUAUUGUGCCUGGAGAAGAAUUCCUUAACCUUGGAAUUGAGCAGGUUUGCAGCUUAAUCGCCAGCGACAAACUAACUGUUAUAUCGGAAGAAAAGGUGUUUGAAGCGGUGAUUGCUUGGGUCAACCACGACACAGAUGUGCGCCAGGAGCACAUGGCUCACCUGAUGGAACAUGUUCGUCUUCCUUUACUUUCCCGGGACUAUUUAGUUCAGAGAGUUGAAGAAGAGACUCUGGUGAAGAACAGCAGUGCCUGCAAGGAUUACCUCAUUGAAGCCAUGAAAUACCACCUCCUCCCAGGUGACCAGCGGACUCUGAUAAAGAGCGCACGAACACGGCAGAGAACACCCGUCAGCCUUCCCAAAUUAAUGGUGGUAGUUGGAGGUCAAGCCCCUAAGGCUAUCCGCAGCGUGGAGUGCUAUGAUUUUAAAGAAGAACAGUGGCAUCAAGUAGCUGAAUUGCCUUCCAGAAGGUGUAGAUCAGGUGUGGUGUACAUGAACGGUCACGUUUUUGCUGUUGGUGGAUUUAAUGGUUCACUCAGGGUACGCACAGUAGAUUCAUAUGAUCCAGUAAAGGACCAGUGGACUAGUGUGGCCAACAUGCAGGACAGAAGAAGCACCCUAGGGGCAGCAGUUCUAAAUGGCCUUCUCUAUGCUGUUGGUGGAUUUGAUGGAAGCACAGGUCUAGCAACUGUGGAAGUAUAUAAUAUUAAAGCUAAUGAGUGGUUUCAUGUGGCGCCAAUGAACACCAGGAGGAGCAGUGUUGGUGUAGGAGUCGUUGGAGGCAUGCUAUAUGCAGUUGGUGGUUACGAUGGAGCAUCACGCCAGUGUCUUAGCACAGUUGAAUGUUAUAACCCAAGUACAAAUGAAUGGACUUACAUUUCAGAAAUGGGCACUCGACGGAGUGGAGCAGGUGUAGGAGUCUUGAAUGGGUCAUUAUACGCAGUUGGAGGCCAUGAUGGUCCUUUAGUGAGAAAAAGUGUUGAGGUUUAUGAUCCAUCUACAAAUGCAUGGAAACAAGUGGCUGACAUGAACAUGUGCAGGAGGAAUGCAGGUGUUUGUGCGGUGGACGGUAUGUUGUAUGUUGUCGGAGGCGAUGACGGCUCAUGUAACUUGGCGUCGGUAGAGUAUUACAACCCAACAACCGACAAAUGGAUACUUUUGCCAUCUUGUAUGAGCACAGGGAGGAGUUAUGCAGGUGUAACAGUUAUUGACAAGCCUUUGUGAUUUGGGAGAGGAAAUGUCAAAAUGUUUUUCUUAAGAAGGUGAAUCAGAGCGAAGUGCGGAUUCAUAGCCUUCCGUAUUGUGGCUUCAAGCUGAGACGGUGGAAGAGAAAAUCUGCAGUUUCCAUUAAGCACAGCGGUCACUGAAGAUUACAAUUGGUAGAAGUAAUGUGCAGAGUUAUUCUGUAUCGAGCAGCAGCUGUCUGGACUCUUCUCGAACUUGUCAAUUUUUUCUUUUUUGAAAUGUGACAAAUUGUAAAGCUGCUUUUCUAUUAUACAGUCGUUGUCAACCCUAGUGGAUUAUGGAAUGUGUUUUUGUAAAGAAGGUUUAAAAGGUUGUGAAGUCCUAUUCUGAAUCUACGGCAGUGGUUUUAGAAAACCCUGUUCCUAGGUGGAAAAAAAAAACAAUGUAAAGCAUUUACAAUGAUGUAAAAAUGAACCAAGUGUAUGUGUGACUGUGUGUGUGAGUACUGUAUAUUUGUAGAUGCUGCUUUUAUGAAAGCAGCCCAGCUGUGGGGUAUAUGCACUAUUUAUAUAUGGCACAGUCGUAUGAAAAUUGCCAGUACUAUGUUGAGACUGAUCUGUAUUUUUGUUUUGUUUUUUACACAUAUUUAAAAUUGCCUAGGUGCUCAGUGGCACUUUUGAGGGGAACAAUAUGUAUAUUGCCAAAAUGUGUUUUUUAUAUAAAUUUGAAACUUGGAACAACUAUUUAUGAUGCUCUAUAUAUAUAUCAUUUUGCACAUAUUCAUGGUAACUCCUAUUUUUGUGAUAAAAAUCUUUAUAAUAGCAUGUAAGUGAUGAUUCAUGGGGUUUUUUUCCCAAUAGGUUUGUGGGUUUCGACUGAAAUUGCAUGAUUUGGUUAAUUGUUUUUUUGCUAAUUAUUAUUUUUAAUCCAUUAAGUUAUUUUUUUCUUAAUUUACAAGGAGUUAAAUCCACUGUGUUUGGCAGGUAGUUAGUACCAGUAAUGUGAUGAUAGAAAUGACAAAUUAUACAUUUUUAUUUUGAAUGUCCCAAAAAUGAAUGACCCUACUCAAUAUCAUCAGAGUAAAACGCUGUACUGCAUACCUUUUUCAUUUUAAUAAAUACAGAUAUAACUUCUGAUCUAUCACUGUACAA